Molecule: messenger RNA, 1390 nt
Organism: Eucalyptus grandis
Lineage: Eukaryota; Viridiplantae; Streptophyta; Magnoliopsida; Myrtales; Myrtaceae
Product: probable CCR4-associated factor 1 homolog 7
Cellular component (GO): CCR4-NOT core complex; CCR4-NOT complex; P-body
Molecular function (GO): nucleic acid binding; poly(A)-specific ribonuclease activity
Source: RefSeq, a predicted model, not a curated record
GCCCGUCUCUUCAGUGGUUUAGAAGACGCCCCAGUAAAGUUCCUCGUCCCUUCUCUCUCUUUCUCUCUCUCCGCGUGCUUCGUUGACCUGAAAUCUCUCCCACGACGACGCUCGGGAUGCCCUUUCCGAGCACUAGAUCUGUCGAUCUCGAGCGCCCAUCUCGCGAAUCCGAGAUCUGUCUUUAAGGGCGGAAAGGCUCCGGCUUUGAGAGCUCGAGCGGCGACCGGGCUUUCGGCUUCGAGGGUUUUUUUUUUUUUUUUUCCGAGCGUUUGGUUUGAGGAUCUACUUCCAGAUCUGGACUUGAUAGAGCUAGGCCGAGCUGUGGUUUUGGAAUCGGGACGUGGGAAAUGGCGGUGCCGCUGAAGGAUGAUUCGAUUGACAUUCGGGAGGUGUGGAACGAUAAUCUCGAAGAGGAGUUCGCGUUAAUCCGCGAAGUCGUGGACAGAUUCAGCUAUGUCGCGAUGGAUACCGAGUUCCCCGGUGUUGUUUCGCGGCCGGUGGGGAAUUUCAAGAACAUCAGCGACUAUAACUACCUGACUUUGAAGAAUAACGUCGAUAUGUUGAAGUUGAUCCAGUUGGGGCUCACCUUUACGGACGAGAACGGGAACUUGCCCACUUGCGGCACGGACAAGUACUGCAUUUGGCAGUUCAAUUUCCGCGAGUUCAACGUUACAGAGGACAUGUUUGCUGGCGAUUCGAUCGAGUUGCUGCGCGAGUGCGGCAUUGAUUUCAAGAAGAAUACUGAGAAGGUUGACGUGAGACGCUUCGGUGAGCUCUUGAUGUCCUCUGGGAUUGUUUUGAAUGCUGAUGUUAACUGGGUUACCUUUCAUAGCGGGUACGAUUUCGGUUACCUGCUUAAGUUGUUGACUUGCCGGAGUUUGCCUGAUACGCAAGUGGGGUUCUUUGAUUUGAUCAAUAUAUAUUUCCCCAUGGUGUACGACAUCAAGCAUUUGAUGAAGUUCUGCAACAGUCUUCACGGCGGCUUGAAUAAGCUUGCUGAAUUGUUGGAAGUUGAGAGGUUUGGCGUGUGCCAUCAAGCUGGGUCUGACAGCUUGCUCACGGUUACUUUCCUGAAGUUGAGGGACAUGUUCUUCAAUGGCUCCACAGAAAAGUACGCUGGUGUAUUGUACGGCCUUGGUGUUGAGGAUGGACUGAGUUCUAAUUAAAUGAAGAUAGCUUGGGAAAGAUUUGAUGAAUAUUUGUAGACUACUUGCGUGUGAAAGUUCUAGUUCUCUUUGUAAACUUUGGCUAAUUGUUAUGUUAGUAUGACCUGCUUUUAAGUUUGUAUGCUCUUUAAGCUGUAACCAAAACCUUGAGUUGGCUUUAGCUUGAGCUCUUGUAAAUUGUUGCAAUUAGUCUUCUAAUAAAGCGUUCACAAUUCCUUCUUAUA